GCCCAUAAACCAAAUAGGAAAAUCCAAUGAUGGUACCCACACCCUUGACCCCUACCAGUCCCCACCAUGAUUUCUCCUCUUUAUGAAUGAAUAUUGAGAUAGAAACAUCAUCAAACUAACCUCUGUGUCUGUUUUUCCUCUUUCCAACAACAAGUUUCAAUGUCUGAGUCUGAAUUAGCCUCUUGUGAUGAAUCUCCCUCCUCCUCCACAUCCACUCCAACCAUUCAAAUAGUCUCAAAGUCCUUCUCUGAGAGGCUUAUGGGGAAAUUCUUUGAUGCCACUCAGUUUGAUUUUGUGUAUGAGCAAAGUGGCCUUUGGUCUCCCCCAGUAAGAAGAACUGUGUUCUUGGCCUCACCUGCAGGUAACAUAUGCUCUCAAGAUGAAAUUCUGAGGAAGCUCAAGAAGGCAAAGAAGCCUUGCAAGAGACCCAUGUUGUGCUUCUUCAAUGCCUUUUUGUGCUCUUGAGUUGAUCUUUGCAGUGCAUAAAGUGAUCAUGUGCCAACCAUAAUAACCUCUUUUGGGAAAAAGUUGUGUUUGUCUCAGAAUAUUUAUAUAAGAUGCUUUCAUUGUGCAUGUGUGGGUACUGCUUUGCCAACUAUGUGGCCCAGUGGAAUCAUAACCUAAAGUGAGAGAUUCUAUGUAUAGAAGUACUUGCAAGUUCUUUGCCAUGUUACCAAAAGUCUUGUAUUCCAACUUUGUUUCAUAAUGCAAUAUUGAUGUGUAUGAUAACUUGUUUCUGAAAAAUUGUCUGUCAAAUUGUUUUGUGUAAGUUGAUAAUCUAUAUGUAGCAGUAGCAGCCUGCA
Messenger RNA from Vigna unguiculata (cowpea), 803 nucleotides. RefSeq lists its product as uncharacterized. The record is from RefSeq and is a predicted model, not a curated record. NCBI's taxonomy places the organism in Eukaryota, Viridiplantae, Streptophyta, Magnoliopsida, Fabales, Fabaceae.